AUGGCAAAGACAGAUCCACCCCUAUGCCCAACAUGCAAUACAAACUACUCCAUCAAGCAUAUCAUCAUCCACUGCCCAAACUUCAACGACGCUAGAAAAGAUCUCAACAUCCCAGACAACCUGUACGAAGCAAUUGGUCCAUUUUCAAACUUUCAUAACAUAAUUUUAUUUUUAAAAAAAAUUGAAUUGCACAAUACCAUAUAA
Macrosiphum euphorbiae (potato aphid) is the source of this 204-nucleotide messenger RNA. The record is from the annotation of a GenBank genome assembly. NCBI's taxonomy places the organism in Eukaryota, Metazoa, Arthropoda, Insecta, Hemiptera, Aphididae.